GUCUUCCGGCAUCACUCACACACCGAUCCGGUGCAAGCCAUGGCCGCCGGAGAAGCGGUGGUGGUGGGGGUGCGGGUGAGGCCCUUCAAUGAUCGGGAGAACAAUCUCAAUGCCGUGGUUUGCAUCGACAUGGAAGGCCCAACGACCCGGAUCCGGAACAUCGACACGGGGGACGAGAAGACGUUUACCUUCGACGAAUCUUUUUGGAGCCACGAUGGCUUCGAAGAUGAUGGGACUGGCUACCUGCGGCCGCUCCCGAACAGCAAAUAUGCUGAUCAAAGGUAUGUGUUUGACACCUUUGGUCAGCGAGUGCUGGAUAAUGCUUGGAAUGGCUUCCACUGCUGUCUUUUCGCAUAUGGCCAAACAGGAGCUGGCAAAAGCUACUCCAUGGUAGGCUAUGGGAACAACAAGGGCAUUGUGCCAAUCUCCUGCGAGGAGAUUUUCCGGCGGAUUGGCCAGGAGAAGGAUCCGCAGAAGCGGUAUGAGGUCACCGUCUCGAUGAUUGAGAUCUACAACGAGGCGAUCCAGGAUCUCCUCAUUGACGUGGAACUACGCCCCAAAAAGGGCCUCGAAGUGCGAGAGUCCAAGGCGCUGGGGAUCUACAUCGAUGGCGUGAUCAAGCGCCCGGUGGAGAGCUACGAGGCCAUCGAGACGACCAUCGAAGAGGCGACGAAUCACCGGACCGUGGGCUCCACGCUGAUGAAUGCGACCAGCAGCCGAGCACACACCGUGCAGAUCAUCGAGUUCAAGGCUGUGAAGGAUGGAUCUGCCACAGUGUCGAUGAUCAACUUGGUCGACCUGGCUGGCAGUGAAAAGGCAGGGCAGACGGGUGCCACAGGGGACCGACUGAAGGAGGGCUCCAUGAUCAACAAAUCCUUGAGCGCGUUGGGAAACGUCAUCGAGAAGCUAGCGGAUCGAGGAUCGGAGAAGAAGAAGAAUGUGCUGAUCCCCUAUCGCGAUUCCAAGCUCACUCGACUCUUGCAGAAUGCCCUCGGCGGCUCCAGCAAGACCAUCAUGAUCUGCGCGUUGUCACCAGCCUCCUCCAACCACGAAGAGACGCUCUCAACGUUGCGCUAUGCCGACCGUGCCAAGAAGAUCAAGAACAUCGCUGUGCCCAACGAGAAUCCCCAGGAACGCUUGAUGCGAGAGCUUCGGGAAGAGAACGAAAAGUUCAAGAAGAUCUUCGAAGCGAUGCAAGGUGGGACCAUGCCCAGUGCAGAUGAGAUCAAGGAGAUGGGCUUGGCCCAGCAGGAAAUCGCCGCCAUGGAGGGCGCCCUCGCUGAGCUGAACAAGAGCUGGGAGGACAAGGUGGCCGAAUCCAGAGAGCAGCAGGAGGCAGCGCGGAUGCGGCGCUCCUCCGUGAACGGCGUGGCGGCGCUGAAGAAGAACCUGCAGCCAAUGAUGGUGAAUCUGAACGAGGACAAGACCUUGGUCGGCCGGGUGCGCUUCUCUUUCCCACCUGGGCGGACCCUCAUCGGCGGCCUAGGUGAUGAGAGCGACUCAGAUUCUGAGUCUGGAAGUGAGAGCGACAGUGACAGCAGCACAGGAUCCCAACCCGAGGGCGAGAAGAGCCCGGAGGAGAUGUUCGAGGACGAGGACGAGUCCCCACACAUCGAGCUGGGUGAAGGUGUGGCACGGCGCCAUGCGGUGGUCUUCCAUGACAAUGACCAGAACCUGUGUACCAUCUACGCCGCCAGUGAGGAGGGGCUGAAACAGACCUUCGUGAAUGGCAAGUCCCUGCGGCAGCUGCUGAAAUCCCAAGGUCUGGAGGAAGUGAUUUGUCGGCAAAAAGACAAACCAGAGGCGGCGGGUAUUGAGCUCUCCCAUGCGGACACGCUGGUCUUCGGGAGGCAUUUUUUUGUCUUCGUGGACCACAUGGUUUGUGCGCCAGAGAUCCUCAUCGCCAGCGGCCAGGUGGACUAUGCGCAAGCCAAGCGUGAAUGGCAGAUGGAGCAGUUGAGUGGAGUUCACGAGUCCCUGAUCGUGGCGACUCGUGGCGGAGUCUUGGGCGUGUCCCACGUCAUGGAAUUGGCGGAGAAGGACGAGAUCAUCGAAUCACAAAAAGCGGAGAUUGCAGAGCUGAAGCAACAGAUGGUCACGAUGAAGGCUGAGCUCGAUCGCUACAAGAAGAUGGCAGGCGGCCGCUUAGCUGCUGGCGCCAACAUGCUAGGGGAGCUCUACGCCGACGAGCUCUUGGAAAGCCAAAUGGAUGAGAUCUCCAAAGAUAUUCAGAAGACUUUCAAGGAUGCCAUUGACCAGAUGAAUGACGUCCAAGCGAUUUUCUCCAAGAAAGCGCUGAGAGAAGGUCAUCUCACGUGGAGGUCUGUCACUUGAGACGGAGGUUCUCCCGGAGCCCAUACUGAGGGAUCCCGGCACGCCACGGCGGUCGGGACGCCCAGAGCGGUCGGGAAGAGCGCAGGGCUGGGAGAAGGGGACCCUUUUGGCCGACCGAAUGAGCUGUAUCGAAGCAAAAAAACAUCAAAGAACAGCAUUUUAGUGGAUUUACCAUCCCUCCAUUUAUCAUGGAAGUGGACAAUGGCCCCUUGAAAGACAAGGGGGUGUUUCUGGACAUUGUCCAGUGUGCUGUUGAUAGAUGUGGACAAUCCUGGAUUCCGUCUGAGACACAGUUGCUUUUCCCCACAACAACAUACAACAACUUGUGACUUGUGCUUUCCUAUCUGCGUCAUCAACCCUCUGUUGUGGCGAAAAUAGACCAAAGAAGUGGCGAAAUGGUUGUUCUCAGCCCAGCUGACCAAAUCAAAACGAUCGAAGGCUGUGCUGCGGGAAGAUCCUGUGGAUCGGCCCAGCACAGCUGACCGGCGCUCCCAACACACGUCGCAAAACAGGCAGGUUCGCAUCAGCUUUGCGGAUGAGCUGCCAAGCUGAGAGCGGAGUGGACGGAGACUGGGGCAAUCCAAGAGGUAACGAGC
Molecule: messenger RNA, 2930 nt
Organism: Durusdinium trenchii
Lineage: Eukaryota; Dinophyceae; Suessiales; Symbiodiniaceae
Source: the annotation of a GenBank genome assembly